Molecule: messenger RNA, 2178 nt
Organism: Abrus precatorius (Indian licorice)
Lineage: Eukaryota; Viridiplantae; Streptophyta; Magnoliopsida; Fabales; Fabaceae
Product: cysteine--tRNA ligase 2, cytoplasmic
Exons: 8
Coding region: 579-1925 (448 amino acids)
Biological process (GO): cysteinyl-tRNA aminoacylation
Cellular component (GO): cytoplasm
Molecular function (GO): ATP binding; cysteine-tRNA ligase activity
Source: RefSeq, a predicted model, not a curated record
GAAAUCUAUAAUUUGAUUGGCUCAUAUGUUACUCAAUCCUUUUCCCAGUGACUAAUUGACUAUAGGAUUUGUUGGUCAAAGUUAUUGACAUUUCUGUUGGAGGAUUUAGUUUUGUAGGUUUUUCAAUUGCUAAAAACCAUUUUUCUUAACUAAAAUUUGCUUUAUGUGGUUUUAACUUUUAAAGUAAGCCAUUCAGCAUUGUGAAUUUGUGAAAUAUGUGCUAUACGAUUCUAGAUAGGGGCAUUAUUCUUUGUGAUAAUUGCUUGAAUGUCAAUCUUCAAGCUGAUGACUUCUUUCAUCUUGAAUUGCCAGUAUUUCAUUAUUUUUUUUGUUGUUUCUGCACUUAUGCUUCACUUUUUGUCCUUUUGAAUUUGAAUGAUGAGCCUAUUUUUGGUGAAGCUGGUACUCCUGCUUGAUACAUGAGAACUCUCACUUAUUGGUAGAAGUUUUACCGAGUUCCUUUGUCCUAGAAAACUUGGACCUUGAACUUGUAUUAUUUUACAAAUAUCUUGUAUGGCUCUUUAAUGCUUAAUUCAGACUGCUAAUACCAGCAUUGCUGCAGAUAAUCAAGCGAUCAAAUGAGAUUGUGUGAGAAACCAUCUGGGGAGCCCCGUGUUUCAGAACACAUUGGCGAGAUAAAGGACAUGAUAACCCAGAUUAUCAACAAUGGUUAUGCAUAUGAAGUUGAUGGUGAUGUUUUUUAUGCUGUUGAGAAAUUCCCAAGUUAUGGCAUGCUGUCUGGACAAAAGCUGGAACAUAACAGAGCAGGGGAACGAGUUGCUGUUGACUCCAGAAAGCGUCACCCAGCUGAUUUUGCAUUAUGGAAGGCUGCUAAGCCAGGUGAGCCUAGCUGGGACAGCCCUUGGGGUCCUGGAAGGCCUGGGUGGCACAUUGAAUGCAGUGCAAUGAGUGCUUGUUAUUUAACUCAUAAAUUUGAUAUUCAUGGUGGUGGAAUUGAUUUAAUCUUUCCUCAUCAUGAGAAUGAGAUCGCACAGAGCUGGGCUGCUGACAAAGAGAGCAAUGUCAGCUAUUGGAUGCACAAUGGGCAUGUCACUAACAAUAAUGAGAAGAUGUCAAAAUCCUUAGGCAAUUUUUUCACUAUUCGGCAGAUAAUUGAGCGUUACCAUCCACUUGCUUUGAGACACUUUUUAAUUACUGCCCAUUACAGAUCUCCUCUAAAUUACACAGUCUUACAGCUGGAGAAAUCAUCUGAUGCUAUUUAUUACAUAUUUGAGACUCUUGAACGUAGUAAAGAGGCUUUAUCAUCAAUUCUACAAGGGGACACUGAGAAGAAUGAAAAAAUGCCUCAAAUUAAUGAGGCUGCCAAGGAGUGUAUUAAGAAUUUGAAUGUUGAGUUUCAAACAAAAAUGUCGGAUGACUUGCAGACCUCAGUAAUACUAAAUGGUGCUCUCCUAGAGGCAUUGAAAUUUGUGAACAGAUCUUUGAAAAUGCUGAAGAAGAAGAUGCAAAAAAGGGCACUAUUGCAACUGGUUCAAUCCCUAUUGGAAGUUGAGAAAGAAGUGAGAAAAGUUUUGAAUGUGCUAGGAUUAUUGUCUUCUCAAUCCUAUGCUGAGGUUCUGCAGCAGUUAAAAGACAAGGCAUUGAAGAGAGCAGGUCUGACAGAAGAUGAAGUUCUACAUCUAAAAGAAGAAAGAACUCAAGCUAGGAAAAAUAAGGAUUUUCCCAAGAGUGACAAGAUUAGAGAUGAUUUGAAAGCAAAGGGCAUUCAACUUCAGGAUGAUGGUGACGAAACAAUUUGGACACCAUGCAUCCCAACCCCAAGUGAAGCACUUGUUGCAGAAGUUGUUCAGACAGAUCCCAGUGCACCUACAGUUAAGGAAGAACAGUCAACACCUCCAGUGAAUCAAAAAGUGGAGGAAAUACCUAUCAAUCAAGAAGGGAAUGGGCCACAUACAUCUACAUGACGGUGGGAUUAAUGUCCCUCCAUAGGAUACGAUUAAUACAGAACUAAGUUAUUAUUUAUUAAUACCCAUGAUUAUUCAAGAUUGUAUAUCAAUUCAAGGUUUUGGCCAAGUGUUUUGGUUCCUCUUCCUGUCUCUAGAUUAGUUUAGCUGGCCUUGACAAUUACAUGAACAGAACCUCAAAAUUGAGAAAUUUUUCACUGCUACACGGUAGCAUGCUGUGAUUUUAGUAUCUGAUAAUUUUCCAAUUAAACUU